Lycium ferocissimum is the source of this 3369-nucleotide messenger RNA. RefSeq names its product kinesin-like protein KIN-13A. The transcript has 14 exons. Gene Ontology annotation, molecular function: microtubule motor activity; microtubule binding; ATP binding. NCBI's taxonomy places the organism in Eukaryota, Viridiplantae, Streptophyta, Magnoliopsida, Solanales, Solanaceae. Bases 314 to 2845 code for a protein of 843 amino acids. The record is from RefSeq and is a predicted model, not a curated record. Gene Ontology annotation, biological process: microtubule-based movement.
CAAGCUUUUAAAAAGUAUUUUUAAGUGUAUUUUCUCAAAAGUGUUUUUCAAAAAAGUGGAAAGCUGCUUUUUUUGACCUUCUGAAAAACAGCUUCAGUUACUCUCCAAAAAGACUUAUUUUCUCUCAAAAGUUUCGCCAAACACCUCACUGUUUCUAAAAUAAGCACUUUUUGCCUCCCAAAAGUGUGACCAACAGGCUAGUAGUUGUUAUGUUGUUUCUAGGUGGAGUUAGAGUUGAUAUAAUUGGAAAAAGACUCCAGCUUUUUUGUUAUUGAUAUUUAAAUUGGCUCCUCAAAGGCGAUCGCAGCGCCACAUGGGUGGGCAGAUGCAGCAGAGCAAUCCGGCAGCUGCUGCUGUGUAUGAUCACCCAGGCAAUGCGGGUCCCGCUGGUGAUGCAGGUGAUGCUGUCAUGGCGCGAUGGCUUCAGUCUGCUGGAUUACAACAUCUGGCCUCUCCUUUGGCUUCUUCGGGUGUCGAUCACCGCCUCCUUCCUAACCUACUUAUGCAGGGAUAUGGAGCACAAUCUAUGGAAGAGAAGCAGAGGCUUCUCAAAUUAAUGAGAAAUCUCAACUUUAAUGGUGAAUCUGCUUCCGAGCCAUAUACUCCAACUAGGCAGAGUUCUGGGGAGAUUGGAGCAUCAGAAGGUUUUUAUUCUCCUGACUUCAGCGGAGACAUUGGGGCAGGGCUUUUGGAUCUGCAUUCAAUGGAUGAUACAGAGCUCUUAUCUGAGCUGGGGUCUUCUGCUAGUUGUGCAGUCUUCAGCUGGAUACAAUCAAACACACCUUUUCUCCUAGACCAUUCCCAUUUUACCUGCCCUUACAACCCCCUCCCCCGCCAGAAAAGGAAGAGCAAGAAGGAUAUACGCGUAAACAAUGCCUUUGACGGUGACUUUGAUGCUCCUACUGGUCAGCACCAAAAAGCAUCUCCUGACAAAGAUGUUACAACUGGAUUUCUGCCAGUUGAAAAAGAAAACAAUGCGAGGGAAAACAAUGUGGCAAAGAUUAAAGUAGUGGUGCGCAAAAGACCUUUAAACAAGAAGGAGAUUGCUCGGAAUGAGGAUGAUAUUGUCACCGUAUCUGACAAUGAUUCUCUCACUGUUCAUGAACCUAAGCUUAAGGUGGACUUGACUGCUUAUGUGGAGAAGCAUGGGUUCUGUUUUGAUGCCGUCCUAGAUGAACAUGUCACAAAUGAUGAGGUUUAUCGGGCUACUGUGCAACCAAUUAUUCCUAUUAUCUUUCAGCGCACAAAAGCAACAUGUUUUGCUUAUGGCCAGACAGGGAGUGGUAAGACGUAUACAAUGCAACCUUUGCCUCUCAGAGCUGUGGAAGAUCUUGUGAGAUUGUUGCAUCAGCCAAUUUAUCGUAGUCAGAAGUUCAAGUUGUGGCUUAGUUUUUUUGAAAUAUAUGGUGGAAAACUGUUCGAUCUUCUCAGUGAUAGAAAGAAACUUUGUAUGAGGGAAGAUGGUCGACAACAGGUUUGCAUUGUUGGACUCCAAGAAUUUGAAGUUUCAGAUGUGCAGAUUGUGAAAGAGUAUAUUGAGAGGGGAAACGCUUGUAGAAGUACAGGCUCCACUGGUGCAAAUGAGGAAUCAUCAAGAUCACAUGCAAUAUUACAGCUGGUAGUCAAGAAGCACAAUGAGGUGAAGGACUCCAGGCGAACUAAUGAUGGAAAUGAUUCUAAGGGUGGCAAAGUGAUCGGGAAGAUCUCUUUUAUUGACCUUGCUGGAAGUGAGAGAGGUGCGGACACGACUGAUAAUGACCGACAAACCAGGAUUGAGGGAGCAGAAAUCAACAAGAGCUUGCUGGCUCUUAAAGAGUGUAUUCGUGCUCUUGACAAUGACCAGAUUCAUAUUCCAUUCCGUGGGAGCAAACUUACUGAGGUGCUUCGUGACUCCUUUGUUGGUAACUCAAGAACUGUUAUGAUAUCCUGCAUUUCUCCUAAUGCUGGAUCAUGUGAACACACACUCAAUACAUUAAGAUAUGCCGACAGGGUUAAAAGUCUAUCAAAAAGCGGAAACACAAAAAAAGAUCAGAAUGCUGGCAUAACACUCCCGAUGAUGAAGGAACCUUCUUCUGCACCAACUCUGGUUGCUUCCACUGAAGCAGAAGAUGCUAUUGAACAACCUCAAGAAUCAAAAGUAUCAGAAGUAAGUAGAAGGGCGAUGGACAGAGAAAGUACAUCUUACAAUCCCUCCAGUGAGCGUAGACAAACCUCUAGUUUUGCUUCAAAUCAUACCUUCACUGCUUGGGAGGAAAGUGGAGCAAAUUCGGGUGGUCCGGAGAGGGACAAGUUUGAGGUGAAGAAUGGCUAUCAUGUUCCAGCUGGUCAGAAAAUGUAUUCAACACCAAACAUACAAAGUUCAGCUGAUACAGAAGACAAGGUUCAAAAAGUCUCUCCACCUCGGAGGAAAGUUUCUAGAGAUGAGAAACCUGAAAAGCUAGGAAGCGGGUCAAGAAGAGACGUUUCAAGCUCAGACUCGUUGUCUACAAGUUACAAACAACAAAGUACAAAUAGCUCUAACAUAAAAGGUAUUGGAACAAGACAAAGUGAACUUAAUUCACCCCCUUGUGAUGACAAUAUCAAUGAGAUACUGGAGGAAGAAGAGGCCCUCAUAGCUGCCCAUAGAAAAGAAAUUGAAGAUACAAUGGAGAUCGUCCGCGAAGAAAUGAAACUGUUGGCUGAAGUCGAUCAACCUGGUAGUCUCAUCGACAAUUAUGUGACACAGCUGAGCUAUGUGCUAUCUCGCAAAGCAGCAACUCUGGUGAGCCUCCAGGCUCGCCUUGCCAGGUUCCAGCAUCGACUGAAAGAGCAGGAAAUACUGAGUAGAAAGAGGGUACCACGCUAGGCAACAACUCACAUGGAUACAGUGAGAGUGGCACCUAUUUCUACCUUGUUUUUACUUGUCCCUUUUGUAAUUAUUUCAAGAAAUAUUUUAUUCCUCUUGUCCCAAAAAUGUGUACCCAAACCAUCAGGCAGAAGUGUCAUUGAGCAAAUUUACUUAAAGAGGAAAAAAUGGUGGCCUCUUCUGAGCUUUUGCACAAACGAAACAACAGAUGUUUUAACAUUGCUUCUGGACCAUGCUGCUCCUGUUAAUGGUGAAGGAGAGGUUCAGAGUUGUAAACUGGUAAGAUUCAGACUAGGGCGACAGCAUGGACAUUAGUCUGUGUAUGUUACUAUGUUAUCAGGAAUGUAUUAUUCCAACUUAUACUAUGUUGCUCAGAGUUUUAGUGGUUGCAACUGAAAAAAGAAAAACCUUUAAAUUGUUUGACAACAAUGGAAUUGAUAUACUGUGUAUAGAACAGUUGUGGUUAGUGUCUGUUCCGACCUUAGCAUUUACUGUUUGUUCUUAUAUCCAAAACUAUUCGAACA